Messenger RNA from Colletotrichum navitas, 1603 nucleotides. RefSeq lists its product as uncharacterized. The record is from RefSeq and is a predicted model, not a curated record. Lineage: Eukaryota; Fungi; Ascomycota; Sordariomycetes; Glomerellales; Glomerellaceae. The coding region runs from base 1 to 1131 and encodes 376 amino acids. The transcript has 4 exons.
AUGUCGGUACCUGCCGCACCAGCUCUCAACUUGGAGAUCGAUUCCGCGCAGGUAGGCUUCGCCACGCACCGGUCCGGCGAGGAGUCUUGCGCUAAUGGUCGCGAUUAUACUCAGAGUCCUCUGGAACCAGCUCUCAGCGUUGAGAUGAAGAAGGAUCUCGCUCGCAUCGGGUUCCACCGUCUAGCCCUUGGCAAGAACGACUUCGACAUCAGUGAUACAGCUAUUGAUUUUAAGACAGCUCCUGGACAUAUGGAGACGACCUACGUGGGCCACUACUCCUGGCUUGCGUCUUGGUUCCCGUACAAUCCUAACCAUAUUACAAUCUACUUCAUCUCCAACACGGAGAGUCAGAGCUUCUCGAUACCCGAGACCAUCCUGGUGCAGAACUUCGAAUAUUUCCAAGUUGCCCUCAAAAUCAAACCCUCGGAGUUGGAAUGGAAGGAGCAGGCCGAAAGGGAGUUCAAGCUACAGCGCAAUGAGGCUGGUGCUUUCGGAUUGAUCAUUAGCUUCCUGUUGACGGGAACAUUCCCGCAGCACCCUGACCCCAAGAUACGAUCGGCUCACGGCAUGAUUGACGACUUUAUCACCGCCAUUCGCUUAUCGGACUAUACAGGCCUGCGCUGCCACGAUCGUUUCGUUCACGCCUUAUGCUUGCGCGUCCGGCAAUUGCUGCUGGAGGACCGCACAGCACUGCAGACAGCACACAUCGGCAAGCUCUACAACCUCGCUGCCAAUUAUCCCCAACACCUCCGAGAACUUGCCAAGGUAUUUGCGCAGGCAGCAGUGAAGCCCUGGAUGCACUGCUGGAUGGCCAAGUCGACCAAGCCGGCGACGAUUUCUCGCUCCGUUGCCUACGAUGAACUUUGUGGCACUGACCCAGACGAGUGGCGUCGGGUUAUCAAGCACUACAUUCAUCUGGUUGACCACAACCACAAUUUCGCCGUCGACGUUGCAAAGCAGGUGCGCAAGACGAUGGAGGAGAGCAAGCGCCUCAACUCGAUCGCUUCAGCUACGCAAGAUGGCGCCAACAAGACGAUUCACAAGUUGCCAGAGCACGUCGACUACGUCACCUACCGGGAUCCCCUCGUUCCUGGCGAGGGUAAGGUGAAGACGCAGCUUUUCACAAUCUGAGAUAUGGCCACGCCGGACAUUAACUAACAAUUUGACCGGCAACGCCUUUGUAGGACGGCAGCGGUGACACGCAAGAUUGGAGUUGGACGCCUGCAGAUCAGGAUUGAUAGCAAGCUAGAUGCAACAGAUGCUGCGGUAUACACAGGUUGAACGUACGGUGGCCGUCAAACAAGUGGACCAAAUAUCUAGUGUCGUCGAGACGACUGUCGUUGGCAAACAGGAUAAGGGAAAAGCGGCUCCAUGAUUAGCUUGGAAUUGAGUCUCAGUUGUGAAACCCCUCGUUGGCGUUUUUUUCCCUGUGCAGUUUCAGAGUCAACUUAUCCGAUUGAAGACGGCGUGGUGACGGGCGUAUCAAUGGGAGGGCAUCACGGAAUGCAGAGUAGUAGAUGUAGGUUGGUUCGGAUGUUGAACAUGAACACACUCAAUUUCCAACGACUCAAUUCAAUAAUACAUUAUGCGUCCGAGAUGUUUG